UUAAAAGGUGAAUGGCUCUUAUUGCUGUCUAGCUAAUCAAAUGGAGAAAAUGCACAUUAAACGUUUCUAAAUGUGAAUUUUACAACUGUACUUGUGCCUGAAAGCCUUUAUGAGGAUUUUAUGAUUAAAAGUACAUGUCCUUCUCUAUCCAUUGCACUUUAAGCGGAGUGUGAUAGAGUCGUUUCCUCUGCUCUCAUGAGGCAUUAGCAUGCUAGCAUGCCCUCUGAUUUUAUAUCUCUCCUGAGCGCCGAUAUCGACCCUGGUUCACCCAAAUCCCUCUAUUCCAAAGAGUCAGUGUAUGACCUGCUCCCUAAAGAGUUGCAGUUGCCCUCGGCCGUUCAGCAGGAGAACUCAACUAUGAGCCAGAAGAGUGGUGGAGAGGCUGGACAUCAUCUUCCAGCUGCCCUAGUCUCAGAUGCUGCCGCCACCUGCACCGUCGCCUCCCCUGGAGGCCUCAGCAGUAUACAUCCUUCCUGUCCCAGCAUGCUCUCUGCUAUCUCAAUCCAAGAGCAGACCUCCAGGCUCCACAGUGGUCCCGCGGCAGAAGGGAUGGGAGAGGAGCAUGGACCAGUGGUGGCCAUAACUGGGGUUGCUGUGAGUGAUGCUGUCGGAUCCACACAGAGCCAGGCGACCCCCUCGAAACGACGGACUGUCCUGAGCAUCUCUCCACCUCCGGAAGAUUUGUUGGAUGACAGUCGCAUGUCCUGCCAGGAUGACCUGCUGCCCAACCCAGACUCGGAGCAGAGCGGUAGCAUGUGGAUGGACGAGUCUGUGUCCAACUUCAGUUUAGCCAGCAACAGUUCAUACAACGACAAUACUGAAGUGCCCCGAAAGUCUCGCAAGAGAACUCCUCGCCAGCGGCCAGGGCCAAAACCUGCAGCCCGGGAAGAAGAUGGCAUGGAUGUGUUUGAUGCAGACAGUGCCAAAGCACCACACUUUGUCCUUUCCCAACUGGGUUCAGACACCAAAGUCACACCCAAAGCAAGCUCCCUGGAAGUGUCGAACAAUCUGAAAGGUGGUGUUCUUUCCAUUCAGUACCCGCAGAAGAGUGAAGGAAAGGAGCUAAAGAUUUUGAUUCAGCCGGAGACUCAGCACAGAGCGCGAUACCUCACAGAGGGCAGCAGAGGAUCCGUCAAAGACCGUACACAGCAAGGAUUCCCUAAGAUCAAAUUAGAGGGAGUCAAUGAACCGGUGGUGCUCCAAGUUUUUGUGGCUAAUGACGCUGGGCGUGUGAAGCCUCAUGGGUUUUAUCAAGCCUGCAGAGUGACUGGGCGCAACACGAUGGCCUGUAAGGAGGUGGAUAUCGAGGGGACCACAGUAAUUGAAGUAAACCUCGACCCAAGCAAUGCUAUGAUGCUAGCAGUGGACUGUGUUGGAAUCUUGAAGCUGAGGAAUGCAGAUGUUGAAGCUCGUAUAGGGGUUGCCGGCUCCAAAAAGAAGAGCACUCGCGCUCGCUUGGCCUUCAGAGUCAACAUCUCAAGACCAGAUGGAUCUGUCCUAACCCUCCAGACUCUCUCUUCUCCCAUCCUAUGUACUCAACCUGCUGGAGUGCCUGAAAUCCUAAAGAAGAGUCUUCACAGUUGCUCUGUCGCAGGAGGAGAGGAGGUCUUUAUUAUCGGCAAGAACUUCCUCAAAGGAACAAAAGUUGUUUUUCAGGAAAAUUCUUCAGAUGAGAGUGGCUGGCAAGCUGAAGCAGAAAUUGAUAUGGAACUUUUCCAUCAGAAUCAUCUAGUGGUGAAGGUUCCUCCAUAUCGUGACCAGACAGUGACCUCCCCAGUGUCUGUAGGGAUUGCCGUGGUGACAGACGCAGGGAGAACGCAUGAUUUACAGCCUUUUACCUACAAUCCUCUAACAGAGAAAGUUGAUAUCCCAGUGAAGUCAGAAUUGCCAGCCACAAUCAAGACUUGCACUUUUGAAGAACAGAUAAAAGCAAUGCAAACUGAGACCAGAUGUCUAAACACUGUUGUAAUGUUACCUGUGGUCAAACGAGAAGAACCUAUGGAAGUCUCCUGCAACGCAACACCUUCAAACAUUUUCAAGCCUGUAGAGGCCCUUAGUUCAACCCAACAAAUCCUGGAGAUAAAUACCGUCCUGCCCUCUGGCAGUAAGUCUUUUCCGAGCCCUGUGCCACUGCAACCUGUUGACUCACAACAGCCUGCGGCUCAAAUUUUUACUCAAGAAACCUUGUCCACCAUUCCGAAGCAGGACAUUUCUUCACCUGCAUCAUUCCAAGUGUCCUUAUCUGAAGACACAACAGUUCUUCAGCCUGUUUCUCCACAGGUCCCUCAGCAAUUCCUGCGAGAAACCCCGGAGACUUUGUCUCCAGAAGACAACAGUUCAGAUGGAAGUGGAAUGGUAUUAGUGGGCAUAGAGUCUCAGUCUACUUCAUCCCAGCAGCCACAGGUUCAGACACUUUUGCCCCAGGAAGGGGUUACACAGCUGGAGAGAGCAGUACGAGAGCUGCAAGCACAGCAGCAGCUAAAUUCUGUGCUUUACAGCUCAGCACUCUCAGCAGAGAGUCUCCAGCAACACGUCCAGGAAAAUAUGAACAGUUUAAGACUGGGUGGAAAUGAGAGUACCUUAAUCAACCAGCAACAGCAGCAGCAAGAGCAGAAUAUAUUGGAAAAUCUGCAACAGCAGCAACAGAAGGCACUUGUGGAUCUACAACAUCAACAGACAGUCCUUGAAAAUUUGCAGCAGCAUCAGAAAGUCCUUGAAAACCUUCAGCAACAGGCUCUUGGAAGCUUGCAGCAGCAGCAAACACACAACAAAGUUUUAGAGAGCCUGCAGCAUCAACAUCAGCACCAGAAAGUUCUUCAGAACAUUCAGCAACAAAGUUCUAUAGUCACUCUGCAGCAUCAAAAAUUUCUCGAUAAUCUCCAACAGCAGCAACAGCAUCAGAAGAAUCUAGAAACACUUCAGCAUCAGGUAGUAUUAGAGAACCUAAAGCAGCAAUUGCAGUCGGAACUUUUGCAGACACAAAUUCAAAUGCAGUGCACACCCAGCUUCACUAGCAAUCCACAAAGCUCCACACAGGCUAGUGCUUUAUCACAACCCUCUGAAGGUUUUCUCCAGAAUCCACCCCAGCAGCAAAUGCAGCAGCAGACUGCGCUAUUCCAACAGACAGGCGGUCUUAUGACCAUUCAAACAUCCAGCUUUCUGCAGCAACCUUCGUCCCAACCCUCGCCUCCACAGCAGCUUUUUCAGAGUCAUAAUCCCUUGACUGAAACACAAGACUCACAAACAGUACUCUUUGGAACCACAAAGGCACCACAGGUCCAAGCAAACUUAUUCCCUGGUACUAUGACAAUGCUAACAAGUACCAAUCUACAGUCAGAGCAGCAGGCUUCCUCAGCUAGCGUGUUUAUUGCGCAAAGUGUGUUGCCUAGCCAACUACCAUCCGAUAAUAACCAGAACCAGCAGCAACAACAGAUAGCUUUUCUCACACCCAUGCAGACUUCUGGAACAGAAGCCCAGACUGUCUCACUUUUUCAGGGACAAGCCCAGUUGUCCACCCCAAUGGAACAACAACAGUCCCCCCAACAACAACAGAUGGCUACACCCGAACAAGCUUCUCUUUUCACAAAUAUUACGACAAUAUCUCAAAAUCAAGCACAGCAACAAACACAGACUGGCAUAUUGUUCUGUACCACGACCAUUAACCCCCAUGAUCUGCCCCAGGCUCUGCUAUUCAGUGGUCAGAACCAAGGUCCAUUAGGAAGCGAUCGCCUCCAAGAGAAUAUUUUUCAGGAGCAGCAACCCAUGCAAGUUGUCCCCAUUCCUGAAAAUGUUACUGUGAACAAUUCUUCAAACCAACCCACAGUCCCUCCUGCCCAACCAAUUCAGAAUCCAUCAAUUAUGUUUCCCCAAGCCAGUGUUGUAAGUGUUGCCCCACAAGACUCAUCAGAGCCCAUGUCUUUUCAGGAUCAGACUUCGAUCGUGAGCGACUCAUCUGCCAGUAUGCCUUCAACACAGUCAGAACUUUUUCAGGACCAGCAACCUAUGCAGGUUGUUCCGAGUACCACCAGCAUAACCCCCGUCUCCCCUACGGACCAACCAUCCAUCAACCUUUUUUUGCCUCAGUCAGCCAUUUCAGCUCUUCAAAGUGGAGUUAGUGCUCAAGAGUUACCUCCAACUGCCACAGCAGCCACCAUCUUUAGUGGACGUGGUGGUGUGGCACUGGGUGGUCUGCAGAACACCACACCUACACCCACUCAGCAAACUCCCAGCCAACUCUUUCAGACAACUAUUGGGGGAACUCUCAGCCAGCCUGGACAAGCAGGCCUGUUUCUCUUUGAGAUUCCCAGUGAAUGUGGACAGCUAAUCAAUUCUCCUGGUCCGACAUUAUCAGAUCAACUUGUAACCAUGGGGCAUGCUGGAUCCGAUCAGAACCAGAGCCAACUUCAGACUAGUGCACAGAUUCAAACUUUAUUGGACCAGACCAGCAACCUUGACGAUAAGAUAGAUGAACUUUUGGAACAAUUUCAAGAGCAAGGCACGACGCUCCCUAGGGAUUUCUUGGACCAUUAAAGAUAAGUAGUGUGAAACUUCACUCCAGUAGACCAAUGUCUCCACUGCUUUUUCAGUGUUUCUUUACAUUUUAUGUAAAAUCCCUUUAUUCCUUUAUUGUCACUCAACCAUAUACACAAGUGCAACAGUGGGUGAAAGUCUUGAAACAGUGGGUGAAUGAUUUGAGUCGGAGCUCGCAACGCAGCAGCUAUACUCUGUGCCAUCUUGAGCAUGCAAGAAUGUAGGCAUUGUCCAAACUUGCAACGGUCAAAUAGGUGUUUCCAGUUAUCUCUAUUUCUGAAAUCUUAUAAUGUGUUGUUUCGGUGGGAUGUUACCUUCUCUUGAUGGACAUUUAAUGGGCCACUUCAUUGAAGCCAAUGUGUGGCAUGUCAGCAUAUCAUUUGACCCAUUAAGUAUAUUGGCACUUUGCUACUUUGGAUUAUGUGCUUAACUUCUACUUAGUUUUUUUUUUUUUUUUUAUUGUUUUGGUGCAGUUUUCACAAGCAAGUGGUACAUUUUCAAAACUCUUAGUACAAAACUUUAAACUGAUCACACUUGUAACACCGCUAGUCAUUCUUUCAAAACCUGAUCUCAUGCUUUCAUUCUAGUUGCACAUAUUUUCAUUCCACAUAAUCAUUGUUUCAAAACACAAGAUCAUCGUAAUAUGUAAUGAGAACAUUUGGUUUAAUCACCAAAAUACAACAGUAAGAUCUUCUUUCAACGUAGUACUUUUAACAAUCAGUUAAUUCAGUAGCAAACAAUACAAGGUACAGGUUUCAAAUCACCCUUGGUGCUGAAUGAAUGUUACUUUACUGUAAAACUGUAUACACAGCCAUCACAAUGGAUGUUACACUUACGUUCGUACAAACAAACAAAAGCCAUAUAAAAAAAAACAUGUUUAUAUAACAUGAUCAAAGAACACAUCAAAAGUAGUUUACAGUUUUUACAACAAUACUGUGGUUGCAUUGUGAAAAAAAAAAAAAAAUGUAAAUGGAGAUCUGAAAUACACAAAAUAUUAAUUAACAUCAAGCCGGUCUAAAACAUUUGGCCAUACAUUUUCAUCAACAUCACAGUGAAUGUCCUCAUUGUUCAGGCACCGUGGGAAAAACCUUCCGGCAUGACGAAUCCAGGCUUGACAUUGCUCUGCAGUUAUAUUAUUGCAAGCUUCAUCCAUGGCUUGAAGAAGGGUGACAUGCUCAUGGGGAUGGCGAUCAUACACGUUCCACCUCCAUGUAGAGAAGAAUUCCGCAAUUGGGUUGAGGAAAGGGGAGUAUGGGGGAAGGUACAAGCUCAUGAACCGAGGAUGUGCCUGAAACCAUUCCCGAACCAGCUCUGCAUGGUGGAAACUGACAUUGUCCCACACAAUAACAUAGAUGACAUCUUCACCCUGACAUGCCUGCUCAAGCUCAUUUAGAAAAGCUAUCAGGUGUUCAGUGUUGUAUGAUCCAAGAACUGGUCUACGGCCUACCAUACCAUCUUCAGAUAUAGCCGCACACAUUGAGAUGUUUCCCCCACGUUGGCCGGGCACUUGGAUGGUUGCCCUUUGGCCAAUAAGGUUACGUCCACGGCGUCUGUUUUUUGCCAGAUUGAAACCCGCCUCAUCAACAAAAAUAUACUUGUGAUGAUUCACAGCAGCAUCCAGCUCCAUCACCCUCUAAAAUAAUAAUUUGGUUAGCUCUUUUACAAAUAAUAGUUGACUUUGUUAGUCUGUAGUACAUUACUGUAAAUUUCAUGUCUGUCACAUACAGUAAAAGCUGAACAUACAGUACACCGAUUUAGUGUUGUACCUGAACAUAUUCUGAACGCAGUUGUUUCACCCGGGCAUUGUUUCUCUCAAAAGGCACCAGGUAAAUUUGUUUCAUAGAAACCUGGUGCUUCUUCAAAAGGCAAUAGUUGGAAGGCUAAUUGUUGCCACAUUGGAAAAGGUGUCAUUGCUCUCCUCGAUAGCCUGCUUGAUUUCAGACAGCCAUAUGUCAUUCCUUGCCCUGACCAUUUCCACCACAGCCAACUCCUGCUGGUCAGUCAGAACACGUGGGCGACCACCAGGUUGUCUCCUGUUAAUUCUGAGAGUAAAACAGUAUGCUGUCAAUAUUUUACUACUGUAAAUGACAUAAAACUGUGACAAUUACAUGUUGAUCUUCUAUACAGUAAUGCCAUUUACAGUACUAUAUUGUAAAAGUAUAGUGAAUAGUUACUGAAGCAGACUUACCGGUUUUCUUGGCAAAGUUCUGAUGAUAGCGCUGACAGUUGACCUUUUGUAAGUUAGGCUGAACUAACCUGGCAGCCUCUGCCGUGGUAAGGCCUCUGUUAACCACAUGGUCAACAAUGAUGGCCCGGACUUCAUUUGGGAUGACAGUACGCUGUCUUCUGCCUACAUUUCUCUGAAGACCACCUCUUUGUUGAGGAGCACCACCACCUCUUUGUCUAGGCCCAUGGCCGCCUCUUUGUUGAGGAGCACUACCACCUCUUUGUCUAGACCCAUGGCCACCUCUUUGUUGAGGAACACCACCACCUCUUUGAUGCAGGUUUCCUCUCUCUACAAGUCUAUCCUGCUCCAUGUUUGAACAUUGCAAAUUCUCACACACAGUUCUACUUAUAUGGUAUCUAAUUGUGUUCAUCGGGUGAAAGUAAUUAGUAAUUUUGAAUUAUUAUAAUUGGUCUUUCUUGACUGAAAGCUGUUACAGCAAUUUGUAACUUACAAAUUAUCAGACAACAAUCAGACCAGUUGAAAAUCUAUGGACAUUAAUAAAUGAUUCAUUGAUUAAACAUUAAGAUCAGUUGAAUUAAAUGAUAGACAAAUGUAUUAAACUGAAUGAUAAGAGAUGCAAAUCAAAAGUAUGAUAUUGAUAAGAUUAUGAAAGGCAGUUACUGUGAAUGAAUAGUUGAUAUAGAUGAAACACAUUGUGUAUUGAAAAGGAUACUUUGUGAUUUUGUGUUUUGUACUAACACAAUUGAAAAUAUGCUGAAAUGUUUGAAAAAAGUGUAUUUUUGAUGAUCUGUUGUGAGAUUAGUACUAAGAGUUUUGAAAAUUUACCACUUGCUUGUGAAAAUUGCACCAAACCAAUUAAAAAAAAACUGUAAAUCUUCUCCAUUUAAUGGAACUAAAACAGUGUACAACUCAAACUCUAUCGUUGUCGAGAUAACUAAUACAUUGUGAAAGAAUUUGAAAUAUAUUUAGCACUUUAGGGAGUUUUCUACAGUAGAUGCUCCCUUUUAGCUUUGUAUCCUAUACUGUUGAAGUUAGAAGUUUACACACCUUAGCCAAGUACACUUAAACUCAAGUACAUUUGUUUUUCACAAUUCCUGACAUUUAAUUGUAGAAAACAUUCCCUGUCUUAGGUCAGUUAGGAUCGCUACUUUAUUUUAAGAAUAUGAAAUGUCAGAAUAAUUGUAGAGAGAAUAAUUUAUUUCAGCUUUUAUUUCUUACAUCACAUUCCCAUUGGGUCAGUAGUUUACAUACACUUCGUUAGUAUUUGGAAGCAUUGCCUUUAAAUUGUUUAAUUUGGGUCAAAUAUUUUGGGUAGUCUUCCACAAGCUUCUCACAAUAAGUUGCUGGAAUUUUGGCCGAUUCUUCCAGACAGAACUGGUGUAACUGAGUCAGGUUUGUAGGCCUCCUUGCUCACACACUUUUUCAGUUCUGCCCACAAAUAUUCUAUCGGAUUGAGGUUAGGGCUUUGUGAUGGCCACUCCAAUACCUUGACUUUGUUGUCCUUAAACCAUUUUGCCACAACUUUGGAGGUAUGCUUGGGGUCAUUGUCCAUUUGGAAGACCCAUUUGCGACCGAGCUUUAACUUCCUGGCUGAAGUCUUGAGAUGUUGCUUCAAUAUAGCCACAUAAUUUUCCUUCCUUAUGAUGCCAUCUAUUUUGUGUAGUGCACCAGUCCCUCCUGCAGCAAAGCACACCCAUAACAUGAUGCUGCCACCCCCAUGCUUCACGGUUGGGAUGGUGUUCUUUGGCUUGCAAGCCUCACCCUUUUUCCUCCAGUCAUAAGGAUGGUCAUUAUGGCCAAACAGUUCAAUAUUUGUUUCAUUAGACCAGAGGACAUUUCUCCAAAAAGUAAGAUCUUUGUCCCCUUGUGCACUUGCAAAUUGUAGUGUGCCUUUUUUAUGGUGGUUUUGGGGCAGUGGCUCCUUCCUUGCUGAGCGGCCUUUCAGGUUAUUUCGAUACAGGACUUGUUUUACUGUGGAUAUAGAUACUUGUCUACCUGUUUCCUCCAGCAUCUUCACAAGGUCCUUUGCUGUUGUUCUGGGAUUGAUUUACACUUUUUGCACCAAACUACAUUCAUCUCUAGGAGACAGAAUGUGUCUCCUUCCUGAGCGGUAUGAUGGCUGCGUGGUCCCAUGGUGUUUAUACUUGCGUACUAUUGUUGAACAGAUGAAAGUGGUACCUUCAGUACCUUGAGAUUUUUUCCUGAUGUCAAGCAAAGAGGCACUGAGUUUGAAGGUAGGCCUUAAAAUACAUCCACAGUUACACCUCCAAUUCAGUACACCCAGAAGCUAAUUGUCUAAAGGCUUGACAUCCUUUUCUGGAAUUUUCCAAGCUGCUUUAAGGCACAGUUAACUUAGUGUAUGUAAAAUUCUGACCCACUGGAAUUGUGAUACAGUCAAUUAAAAGUGAAAUAGGGGUGCACCGAUUGAUCGGCCACCGAUCAAAAUUGGAUGAUAUUCGUCUUAAAUCCAUCUGAAUGCCUACAAUCAGGGCUGAUCUUUUUUGCAGCACGCAGGGAAUCACACAUACACUGCUACUCUAAUGAAUGAGUGCUUGCUCAUCCCUUGAAGCAUGACAGAUUGGCCUUUGGAGGGUGAGAUGUUGGCAAUUCUAAGCAUUCACGAAUGUAAACUUUCAGACAUGAUGUAAUUCGCAUAAAUAUGCCGUUUUGUUUUUAAAAAUGUGUAAGAAUUACACAUGUAUGAAUAUUAGUUGCCCAUUUUCUAGAGUCAUUACGGUAGUUAUUCUGACUCGUUGCACAGUGAGCAGGAAGAAAAUAAAGAGGCUGCUAACAGGUCUAAAAAUGAAUUAAACAACAAAUAAACAUGCGAAUACAAAUCUGAGUACAUGUGAUGUAGCACAAGUUGUGACAAUCAGACGUGUGGAGCGAUAGAGACUGUUUGAGCGAUCAUGAGCGCUUUUAGCUUUACUCUCUUUAACAUGAGUGCUCUCUGUGUCAAUCAAACAUGCGGCUCUCCAGGUGCUCUCAAUAUCUCAUCAGUCACUCAUCCCAGCGCUAUUAUGUGAGGAUCCCAAUUUAAAUCAUAUUAAUGUUGGUCACAAUACCACUAAUAACAGAUGUAACCAUAUAUAACCUUCAAUAACGGCACCGCGUCUUCACGCAUUUGUUUAAUAAUUAGUGAUUUGUGUUGCAACAAGACGCCAAAGACAGUAAACAAAUCAUAGAUAUUAAUAAUUUCUCACUGGAACAGUUUUAGAGCUUGUAAUGGAUAUAUUUUUCUUAUUUUUGAAAGUAUCUCUGCUGUGUGUGAUGCUCUCAUGGUUUUUACUGGUUGCCAGUGUCACAGUUGCCUUUUAAUAUUGACAACAGAACUGUUCAUAACUGUUUCAAAACAAAUAAAUGUUAGCAAUUCACAAUUAAUGUAAUUUUAAUGUAAUUUUGGUAACAUUUAAUAAAAAGGUUUCAUUUCUUUAACAUUGGUAAAUGCAUUAGGUAUCAUGAACAAACAAUGAAAAAUAUAUUUUUACAGCAUUUAUUAAUCAUAAUGUUAGUUAAUAAAAUACAAUUGUUAAUUGUUAGUUCACCGUGCAUUAAUGUGCAUUAACUAAUACAACUUUUGAUUUUAAUAAUGUAUUAGUAUAUGUUGUAACUAACAUUAAGUUCAUUAGUUCAUGUUAACUACAGUAAUGUUGUUAAUGUUAACAAAUUAAACCUUUUUGUAAAGUGUUACCGUAAUUUUACUGAGUUAUAAACAUAUAACUGCAGCAUAUAACUUGCAAAAAGUGUGGCAAAGAGAAAUAAUUAUUAUCGAUAUCGGCUGAUCUUAGUGUUCAAAAAAAUUGGAGAUCGGUAUCAGUCUCAAAUUUCUUGAUCGGUGCACCACUAAAGUGAAACAAUCUGUCUGUAAACAAUUGUUGGAAAAAUUAUACCACAUGUGUCAUGUACAAAGUAGAUGUCCUAAACGACUUGCCAAAACUAUAGUUUGCUAAUAUUAAAUCUGUGGAGUGGUUAAAAAAUGAGUUUUAAUGACUUCAACCUAAGUGUAUGUAAACUUCUGACUUCAGCUGUAUGUGUCUACCAGGCUUGUCAAAGCUUUUUAAGUUUUGAUCAUCAUAAUGCUUUUCUAAGCGAUGUGUUUUGUGUGUUUAAUUUACUGUUUGUGAUUUGUUUAAUGUUUGUUUUAAUGUUUUAGAUUGUUUGCAUACAUGUUCUUCUAAUCCAUCCUAAAUUCACAUCUUAACAACUAUGACCUGUCAAAAAUUAUCACUCCUCCACACUUUUUUGUUUUAUUUUUAUUUAUUAUUAUGUUUUUUAUUUAAAUGAACCAGAGGUCCAACCUUAAGAUAUGAAUUAAUAUCAGGGAUGUGCACAUGUGCAACAUGGUUGUUGAGAUAUGAACAUCUGAUUGUUUGAUCACCGUAUACACACCAGACUACAAUUUAUUUGUUUGUGUACUCAGCAGAAAGAAAUGGAUAAUAUGGCUUUGUGAGCUAUAUAAGGAGCAGCUCAUUUCUUGAUUUUUGAGGUAGUUGGAGAUUAUUCAAUAAGCACAAUCAUGAUAGAGGGUUUUUUCAGGUGGGCACGUAUGCAUCCCAUCAGUACUUUAAAAGUACAUAUUAUGAGAGUUUCUUAGGCAUCUUACAGUGGCAGUUAGGUCCAAAUUACCUUAGGGUUCAAAAAGGGAUUGGUUUGUUUUUGCCCUCAAGUUACAAUAUACCCUGAGUUCUGUGUUCAGAUCCAUCUGUUAUUAAAAGUCUUUCAUGAGCAAUGCAAAUUCUGACAGGCUACACUAGAAUCUGUAGUGUAAUGGUUUCUUGAUUAUAUGACUCAGCUAUUUCAGAUUGGGAAAAACAAAUCAUCAAAUUAUUGUUUUAGAACAAGCUACAAAGAGCUUCAUGACACCACAGCAAGACAAUCUUUUCCAAAAAAAAUUUAAAAGUAAAAUUUUGGCAGAUAGGAUAGCUCAUACAACUCAAUCAUUUUUGUCAUGUAUCCUAACUGGAAGGUUUCUCUUGUCCUACACGGUUUAUUAUUCACAUUGACAGAAUGCCGAUACAUUUAGUCAUAACUGAUACUAAUGUAUUGUUUACAUCAGUCUUCAUUUUUUAUAUUUUCAGUGGUUUAUUUUAGUGUUUGAUUCGUUACAAUUCAGUUUUGUAGGCUUCUUCCCCUUUGUGGUAGAAUAUAGCUCAAAUUUGUAAUUAAAUGACACUUAUAUUUACAUUUUGCACAUUCAGAGACACCUGCAGUCUUUAAUACCUAACAUUUUCAGUGUUCUUGAUUCAAAGAAGCAGCUUUGUCUUUGACAAUAUUCUCAAGCAGACAUAAUGUGAGUAGUUUUAUUUAAAGUCUUCAUAAAUGUUUUUGCUUUGAUACUUCAGUUAUAUUUUAUAACACAACCCUUUCUUGCCUUUUAUAUUAUUAUUAUUAUUUUUUUUUUUUUUUAAAUAAUGUGCUUUUAUGUAAAAUUUGCAUAACAAAUUGUAAAUAAUAGACCAGCUGGUUUAAGUGUGCUGUUCCUUUGUGAGGUAGCAGUUUGUUAAAUGCGUGCUCUCUUUGUAGUAAAACACAAUUUCUCACCUGCAAGCGAGGCAUACAUUAUUUUUGUAAGACUGAAUUUUUAAAUGUACUAUGUACAUUUUAAACAUUUUAAAAAGUGAAUUUUGUCCCUUCUGCAGUACUGUCCUUUUGUCAAUAUUCAGAGCGGUGAAAAUUAUGGUUUUGUCCCAGUCACUGUUACAAAAUAGUUAGUUAUGUGUUUGGUAGGUGUAAAUUCAAAUACUGUCAAAUUAUGAGUUAUUACAAAAAAAAGUGGGUUUACAAAGAGUGCAAAAGGGAGAAUCUCUUUAAAACUGUCAGUGAAUCUCCAGGUCAUAUUUCACCCCAACACCAAAAGAAAAAAAAUAAGAAAAUGAGCAAAUUUCUUUAUACAUAUACCCCACCUCCAACAUUUUAUGACCCUAAUGUAAAAAACAAAUCUCAAUGUUAAAGAAAUACUUGCAUAUUGAUUAUAUUGAAAAGUAUGCAAAAAUAACAAUAAGUAUACGUCAUGGUGGUGUUUGUUGUACUGUAUUCAAUUUAUGCUGUUUUUUGUUUUGUUUUCGUUUUUUACCCCCCAUUCUGUCCAAACAGAAUAAUUGUAACAAUUCAUGAAAAUAAUUUCAGAAUGCAAAAAAAAAAAAAAAAAAAAUGGCUUCAUUUUCUUUAUGCAAAUUUUCAUUUCUUAUUUUGUCUUUUGAUUUUGGGGUGAUUAUGAGCCAGACAUUUGUUCUUGUAAUAUGAUAUGUAUAUAGGCUAAUGUGCUGGAACUUGCGUUCCAUACGAAGCCAUAAAAAAAAAAAAAUAAAGAA
Messenger RNA from Myxocyprinus asiaticus (Chinese sucker), 13029 nucleotides. Its product is annotated as nuclear factor of activated T-cells 5-like. Bases 217 to 4530 code for a protein of 1437 amino acids. The record is from RefSeq and is a predicted model, not a curated record. Lineage: Eukaryota; Metazoa; Chordata; Actinopteri; Cypriniformes; Catostomidae. Gene Ontology annotation, cellular component: transcription regulator complex. Gene Ontology annotation, molecular function: DNA-binding transcription factor activity, RNA polymerase II-specific; RNA polymerase II cis-regulatory region sequence-specific DNA binding; transcription factor binding. Gene Ontology annotation, biological process: cytokine production; calcineurin-NFAT signaling cascade; regulation of transcription by RNA polymerase II. The transcript is spliced from 13 exons.